Pisolithus orientalis is the source of this 267-nucleotide messenger RNA. RefSeq lists its product as uncharacterized. NCBI's taxonomy places the organism in Eukaryota, Fungi, Basidiomycota, Agaricomycetes, Boletales, Pisolithaceae. The record is from RefSeq and is a predicted model, not a curated record. The annotation marks the transcript as partial. The transcript has a single exon.
GGUGCCCCCAUGGAAAUCAGUGCUGCCCAGUUCCCUCCUCACCCCAUCCCCUCCCACCUCAAAUGUUUCAACUGUCAAGGGAAUCACUACAAACAUGACUGUCCCCACACCAAGGGAAAGGGUCAUGCUAAACCCAACAUACAGGAGGUCACCCAAGAAGCACAAGAGCUUGCUUUUCAUCAAAUGUCAUUUGAAGAAAUGCAGGCCUUCUUCUAUGAUAAGCAGAUCAACAAGAUGAAGGCCCAGGGAAAAGAGUUCAGCCAGUAG